Messenger RNA from Orbicella faveolata, 4448 nucleotides. Its product is annotated as protein PAT1 homolog 1-like. Gene Ontology annotation, cellular component: P-body. Gene Ontology annotation, biological process: deadenylation-dependent decapping of nuclear-transcribed mRNA; P-body assembly. The record is from RefSeq and is a predicted model, not a curated record. Gene Ontology annotation, molecular function: RNA binding. NCBI's taxonomy places the organism in Eukaryota, Metazoa, Cnidaria, Anthozoa, Scleractinia, Merulinidae.
ACAUGGCAUGCGCAGUGGUUAUGCGUCCAACAUGUCAACAUGGCGGACACUUUCUUUGGUUUCAAUCCAGAGAUUCCUGCCUUUGAGGACGAGGACUUGUCCGAAUUAGACCCAUCGCUGACGAAUCUAGAAGAGGGAGCUAACUAUGAUCAGCUAAAUGACGAUACAUUUGGAGCAGGAGCUUUGGAAGAUGACUGGGAAAUUGCUCACAGAAAACUAGCAGGUAUACAGAAUGAAGAUGCAGCAAGAGCAGAUUUUGAUGAUUGGCUCAGGAAAAAGGGACUUGGAUCAGAGCAUGAUGAUCCUAAAUCAAAGUUGUCAAGAGCUGUUGAGACUGCUAAUGAUGAUGACUCUGAAAAUGAGCUAGAUCGAGAAGAGGAAAUUCUUGAGCAGAACUUAACCAAACUGGUUGACGAUGAUGAAGGUGACUCUAUACCCAUCCCCAGAGUCUCAUCAAAGUACAAGGACAUCAAACACCCAUCAGGUAUAAACCCAGCUUGGGAUGGCACAUCACCUCUCUCCAGUCCAACUUCAGCUACAUCAUUACAUGAUCUGAUAUCGCCAUCCUCCAGUAUAUGGGGCUCACCUUCCAAACUUGAUAAAGAAAACACAAACAAAGGACCUGGGAAUACUCAGCCAUCACCACUACAAGAGAUACUAAAGGCAGAGGGAGAAAGGAAACGCAUGCCAAGAAGACCUUUCUCACCAGCCUUUGAGGAUGACUCAAUUGUGCAAGCUGUGCCACGCCAAGGCCUUGUACCACCAAGUCGUUUUAUGAAGAAGCCUCAGCCUGUAAAUGCAAUAAAACUGGAGGACUUAGAGAAAGAACUUACUGGAACGGAUGAUGCUCUGCAACAGGUGCCAGAAGGGCCAAAACAGACACCUCGCAAGUUGAUGAUUGGACAACCACCUCCUGGUAUUCCAAGACCUAUGAUGACACCUCCAGGCUUUCAUUCUCCUGCAGCCAGGAUGCACACACCACCAGUACCUUCCCAUAUGUUUCAACACAGACCCAGUCCAUCCAAGCACCCCAUUCCAAGUAUGCCUGGAAUGCCUGGAACUCCUGGAUUGCAUGGAAUGCGUCCUAUGCCUGGUAUGUCAGGCCCAAGUCCUCACUUGAUGCGAACACCAAGAGGGCAACCUUUUCCAAGACAUCCAUAUCCCAUGAUACACUCCGAUCCUGGCCACAUGAUGAUGCGAGGGAACAUGAUGAACUUUCCAAUGAGUCCACAACACCCUGGAAGGUUUGUCAGCCCUCAGCUUCACAACAGACGAUUUCAGGACCCAAGACAGAACUAUUCAAGACAACAAUAUGACAACCGAUUCUCCAAUGAUAAUCGCUCACCUAGACAGCAGGACAGGGGUGAACACCAUCACCAGUUUACUGAUUUAGAGAGGAAAAUUCACAGUAUAUUGAAUACAGUUGAGAGUGGCCCAAGACAAGAUGAUCCAUAUGCCGGUCUCAUGACAAGAAGAGAGAAGGAAUGGUUGAUCAAGAUUCAGCUACUUCAACUAACAAGCAAUGAACCAGAACUAGAUGAUUAUUAUUUUCAAACUUAUACAAGGAGAAAGGCUUCUAAGGAACAGGCAAAGCAAACUGAAGGUGUACAGCAUAGUGAUCAAGAUAGCAAGACAGGUAGAGAAACAACGAAGAUGGCCUUGCCACAGUUUGAAAGAGAGAAAAAGAACUACACUCCAAUGGACUUCCAAGGUACUUUAGGAAAGGUGUCCUCAUCAUCUGUACUGCAUCCAAGGCAAAUGGUGGAUUUGAUGCAUAUCAGUAAAGGAUCAGAACAGGAAAAACAAGGCAGUUCAACCCCUAUGAAGGACACAAAGAGACGCAGCCAGCUGCUACUUACUAUAGAAAAGAGCUAUGAUUGUGUUUUGAAUAUUGAAAGUUUAGAGAAAAAGUUAAUUCAUGUUGAAGAACAAGAAAGGAAUGAACUCUUCGAAACCAGGCAGCUCACUGUGACAAAGCUGUUUAACCUGUUGAAACUUUCUGUUGAAGAUUCUACAAACUGCGAUGAUGAUUUCUUUGUACAAUUUCUAUCAGUUCGUAAAGGAAAACUUCUUCUCAGUAGGGCACUACCCAUGUUUAACACGGUUCAAAUGGAGGCGGUGCUAUUGGCAAUUACCAGGAAUAUUUCAUUACUCAUCAAAAAAGACUUCAGUGGAGAGAACUUGCAUCAUUUAAUGGUUCCUCUUAAUCGAGUGUCAGAGCUGGUGUCUCCAUCGGUUGUCAUCCGUUGUCUUCAACACAUGGUGUUCGCACCGAGUAUCUCUACCUCUCAAGCAUCCCCCCUUGGAGUAGUGCUGGUUAAUCAGUUUGGUGUCGGAAUUUUAAGCAUACUACUAGGAAGAGCAGCUGCCAUAUCAAACGGUUUAACUGAAUCAGAUGAUGACAUACGGAAAUCAUGGUUGAACAUCGUGUCUCAAGUGGCAAGUGAGUUCCAAGAUGUUCCUGUGAAACAAUUGGGAAAAAACCUUGAAGCGGCAGACACAUUAGUGGCUUUAUUGUCCAGUUGCACUGAUGUCCAAACCAAGGCAUUACUACAAGAACACUUAAGGUUGGCUGCUUCUGCCAAGUCAGAGAUCACCGCGUAGAACACAAGCCAGAUUUUCAUCUGCAGGCUAUCAACCGAAGUAGAUCUAAUACAUUAAUUAUAAUAAAUUGAGAAAUGAGUAAUCACGCAAUUGAAAAAUUGUGCGAAGAAAUUACUCUUUGUGACAGAUGCUUGUUUUUUGUUUGUUUGUUUGUUUUUUUGCACUUUCUGGUAGGUUCUUUUGCUAAGUUAAAUGGUGUAAACACAACCCAGUUUGUCACUGUUAGAACCUAUGCAACUCACUUCAGGGUGUUAACAUGUAUUAUACUAAUGCUAUAAUUACUAAGCAGUACAGUUUAUGAGGAGAGAAUAUGGCAAUCAAAUAUAAAGUUUUAUACAUCAACAAAUUAAAGAGUUGCUCAUUUUUGUGGCGACCAGACGAAUCACUGUUGCCGUGUACAGAUUUCAAGCACUUUUGUAUUAAUUAUAUGCCUAAUUCUGCUCUCCGCAUUACAAUCGGUAUGCAGUUUGAUGUACAGAGUUUCUCAAGUUCAAACACGAACGAAGCUUUGGAGACUUUUGGUAACAAUCAUAUUGAAGAAAUUAGACGUAUGAGAAGUUGUGCCUACAAACAAAUUUCUUUUAUUUUGUGCUGACUUCUUGAGUUUAGCCCAGUCGGUGUAAAGUAUGAUGUACUAUUGUUUAAAUCAUCAAACGUUUCUAGUUCAACUUGCAGUAAUUAUUUUGCAUAGUUAUGCAAUAGGAAGACUAAGGAAACAAUUUUGCAAAAUGAAAAAUACUGAGCAGUGAUUCUUCACUUUACUGCUCUUUGUCUUUUUCGACAAAUUCAACGAUGCAAAUAAGAUUGAGCAAGCUGACUAUGUCAGGAAGGAUGGCUCAUGAUGUAAACUAUAAUUUAUUUUCCCAAGAAGACCGAGACAAUGCUAGUUUAAGUUGCUGACCUACGUUUUGAUAUUUUCUCUAUUACCAGAUAUGUUGUUGUUCAGUACAGGGAUGCAGGAGAGGCUUUUAUAGAGUUGCAAUGGUCUGUACUUUCAAUACAAAAUUACAAUUUUUGGUGGCAAGUCGCGGUACUUUAUUUCCAUGAAAAAUAAGCCUGGAAAAAGGCUAGGUUUUCCACUGAUUCUCCAUAACAAACGUCAAUUAGCGAGAGCCAAACCUUUGUAGCAAUUAACAGAAAACACUUAAACCUCUUCAAAAGAAUCUAUUUUUGAACAACUCGUAUAUAUGUGUCAUCAUCAAUUGCCUUUUUGGUUAUUCGGCCGUUUAUGAGUCUAGCUUCCAACUUGGGGCGAGGUUGUUCGAAAGCCGGUUAGCGCUAACCCAGGAUUAAAAGUAGACCGAAGAAUUAAUUUCUCUGGUACAAAAAAGUUUUUCACUGCUUAUGUUUGUGUAGUUUGAGAUCACUCAAGAUUUGAAACUGAAAGACAAACAGUAUAUACAGAAAACUUCAUCGAAAAGUUAAGAAACUCAAACCAAAAUUCUCGCUAAUCCUGGGUUAGCUUAAUCGGGCUUUGACCAACUCGGCCCUGAGUUACAUGCUGCUCUUGAGUCGCAUUGACCUUGAAGUCACCAACUUGGUCCGUUGGUGAAGAUUGUUCCCACUCGAAUUAUUUAUUGCGUGUACCUUGUCUUGUGCCAAGUGAUUUGUUGUAAGUAGCUAGAGCCUUGUGAGGUAACAGUUGUGAAUUAUCGUAGGAAUAGCGUUUAUCGCAAACAGAUUUUUUUGAGUGAGAUGUGUGAAUUCUUUGCGCUUGUUCGAUCAUUGUAAGCACCACAAAGAGCAUUACAUGUAAUACUGAAUUGCUAGAGCCAGGUUAUUGACUUUGAAAUAAUACUUUGAUAUUGAGAGCAAAUAAAAAUAAUGAACUGAUGAGGAGUAAA